Peniophora sp. CBMAI 1063 is the source of this 1425-nucleotide messenger RNA. Lineage: Eukaryota; Fungi; Basidiomycota; Agaricomycetes; Russulales; Peniophoraceae. The record is from the annotation of a GenBank genome assembly.
AUGUCCGCUGUGUACGAGUCCCAGUCCGAGGUCGACGCCGACAAGACCGCCGCGCCGUCUCUCGAUCUCGAGAAGGGCGGGAGCGACGGCGACGUGCACUCGGACGGCCAUGACGAGAAACACGAGUCUCAGUCCGGUCAUGGACAUGGACACCCAGAUCAUGACUUCCGCGCAGAGGAGCGCGACGAUAUUCCAGCUGCAGUCGAGCCUCCUCAUGUUGCUGUGGGCGACUACCCCGACGGCGGACUCACGGCUUGGCUUGUUGUCAUUGGGGGCGCAUGCUUGACUUUCUCGACCUUUGGAUUCGUCAAUACGUGGGGAUCGUUCCAGGCGUACUACGAGGACGUUUUGCUCAAGGGCACACCGUCAUCGACGAUUGCAUGGAUCGGUUCGGUGCAGUACGCCCUGGUCUUUCUUCCCGGUCUCGUCUUCGGCCGGCUCUUCGACAUCGGAUACUUCAGGAUCCCCUUCCUGAUCGCAAGCGCCGUUCUCAUCAUGUGCACGUUCCUCGUCGCCGAGUGCACCCAGUAUUGGCACUUCAUGCUUUGCCAGGGACUUGUCAUCGGAUUGUGUUCUGGUGUUCUCUUCGGGCCAGCUAUGGGUAUCAUCGGUCACUGGUUCAAGAGGAGACGCGCUAUCGCUCUAGCGAUUGUCGCUCUUGGCAGCUCGACUGGCGGGACGGUCAUGCCAAUCGCGUUCGGCCGACUUGUUGACGAAGUAGGGUUCAAGUGGACAAUGCGCACCCUCGGCUUCGUCCUCAUCUUCACCCUCGGCGUCGCAAACUUGACGCUAAGGCGUCGUUUGCCGCCCGUAAAAGCCCACGGCGGCCUCUUCAACUUCGCACAGUUCAAGAACCUCGCCUUCACGUUCUACACGAUCGCCGGCUUCGUGUGCUUCCUCGGUCUCUACACACUAUUGACUUACGUCCAAGCAAGCGCACCAAGCCAAGGCGUCGACCCAAAACUCGUACCCUACAUCCUCGCGCUCGGAAACACCGGUUCAGCCGUCGGCCGCCUGAGCACCGGCAUCCUCGGCGACAGAUUCGGGAUCAUGAACGUCAUGCUCCCCUUCACCGUCUUCGCGGCCGUCUUCACCUUCAUCUGGCCCUUCAUCCACGGCACCGGCCCCAUCGUAGCCAUCACAAUGCUCUACGGCGUCUCAAGCGGCGCAUUCGUCGCGCUGCUCGCCGGCCCGAUCAUGGCGAUGGGCCCGACGGAAGACGUCGGGAGGCGGACGGGGAUGUAUUUCACUGUCAUGGCUAUCGGCGCGCUUGCUGGGCCGCCGAUUAGUGGGGCUAUUCAUGAUGCUACUGGGAGUUACAAGCCGGUGGGUAUAUAUGCGGGGACGACGGUGUUGGCGGGUGUGGCGUGUCUUGCGACGUCGAGGUGGUUCGUUAUGGGUGGAAGUUUCAAGGGCAAGGUUUAG